Molecule: messenger RNA, 540 nt
Organism: Paraglomus occultum
Lineage: Eukaryota; Fungi; Glomeromycota; Glomeromycetes; Paraglomerales; Paraglomeraceae
Source: the annotation of a GenBank genome assembly
AUUAACCAAAAUACCCCGAAUCUGUACCUAAAAAUCUCACUAUUCUAUUACUCUACACCACUUGAAUUUUUUCGGCAUAUUUUUCCAACGCACCGGAAACGAGCAAAGGACAAAUACUUAAAUGCACUUAACACAGCAAUGAACCAGACUAAUGAUCAUAAGUGUCUAGAUAAACUUGAGAACAUGAAAAAAUCUGUAAAUGAAGCAAGAAUUCUGCGGGACUGGGAGAAAUGGAUGCACGAGAAAGCUGCAAUUUCAGUUUGUCACUCUAUCUGCAAAAUAAAUCUUGACCUUCAUGAAGUAAUAAAUACAGAAGCUAAAAGCAAGGAUGUAUUACCAGAAGAAGAAGAGUGUAGUGAAGAAGUUGACAAGGAGAGUAAAGAGCAAGAUGCCAAUGUGAAUAACCCUGACCUAGAACAUGAUAUUGAUGAAGAUAUAGAAGAUGUAGCAGAAAAGACAGCAUUUGUUCUUAACAUUUUCCAAGAGUCCAUAAUAAUAACUGCAUCUUCAGCAGAUAAGAAGCUAGCAGACAUCUUCUGA